GCGGCGAGGCGGCGCGGAGGCCGCGGGCAGGGCGCGCUCAGCGCUUGAGCACGCUGUACACGUCCCCGCGCACGCCCUGCAGCUCCUGGCCACGCCCACCGCGCUCUUUGGAUGAACCAGCGGAGGGCAUCCCGCGCGCUGAUUGGCCCCGGCAGCGCGAAUAAACGCGGAAGCCGCGCCCUGAUUGGUGGAAUUCGGCGAGGCGGGAGCAAGGCGGGAAAAGGCGGGCGCUGAUUGGUCGGCGCCUCACGGCGGUGCGCGCGGCCUGCGGGCGCGCAAGGCAGGGCGGGAAAGGCGCGGCCUGAGGCGGCCCCGGGCGGGCGCGACCACUGCGAGCCAUGGCUCCCCCGCGCUGCAGCCGCUGCCCGCUGCCCUCGGCGCUGCUGCGCUCGCGCUCGCUGCUCCCGUUCUGCCGCCGCUGCUUCCUCAGCGCCUUCGAGGCCGAGACGCUGCAGGCGCUGCUGCAGCCGGGCCCGGGGCUGCCGCCCCGAAAUCUCGGCGUGGAACCCCAAAAAUCCGGGCUGGAACCCCAAAAUCCCGGGGUGGAACCCCAAAAAUCCGGGGUGGAACCCCCAAAUCCUGGGGUGGAACCCCAAAACCCGCGAAAUCCCGGGCUGCCGCCCCGAAAUCUCGGCGUGGAACCCCAAAAAUCUGGGGUUCCAUCCCAAAAUCACGGGGUGGAACCCCAAAAUCCCGGGGUGGAACCCCAAAACCUGCGAAAUCCCGGGCUGCCGCCCCAAAAUCCUGGGGUUACACCCCAAAAUCCUGGGAUGGAACCCCAAAAUCCAGGGGUGGAACCCCAAAAAUCCGGGUUGGAACCCCAAAACCUGCAAAAUCCCGGGAAUCCGCCCCAAAAUCCCCAGGUGGAACCCCAAAACCUGCAAAAUCCCGGGGUUCCAUCCCAAAAUCCCGGGGUUACACCCCAAAAAUCCGGGGUGGAACCCCAAAAUCCCGGGAUGGAACCCCAAAAUCCCGGGGUUCCAUCCCAAACCUCCGUGAUUUCCCCCCAAAACCCCCUGAUUUCCCCCCAGGAUUCCGGGAUUUCCCCCCAAAACCCCCCGAUUUCCCCCCAAAACCCCCCGAUUUCCCCCCAGGAUUUUGGGAUUUCCCCCCAGAAUUCUGGGAUUUCCCCCGAAAACCCCGGGAUUUCCCCCCAAAACCCCGGGAUUUCCCCCUGGAACUCCCCGAUUUCCCCCCAGGAUUCUGGGAUUUCCCCCCAAAACCCCGGGAUUUCCCCCCAGAAUUUCGGGAUUUCCCCCCAAAACCCCGGGAUUUCCCCCCGGCACCCCGGGCCCUCCCCCUCGCCGGCCCCGCGGCGGCGCCCCCGGCCGGGCGACGCGGUGGCCGUGGCGGCCUCGGGGGGCAAGGACUCCACGGUGCUGGCGCACGUGCUGGCGCGGCUGGGCCGGCGCCUGGGGCUGCGCCUGGCGCUGCUGGCCGUGGACGAGGGCAUCGCGGGCUACCGGGACGCGGCGCUGCGGGUCCUGCGCGCCGCCGGCGCCGCGCUGCCGCUGCCGCUGGCCGUGGUCUCGCACCGCGAGCUCUUCGGCUGGGCCGUGGACCAGCUGGGGCCGGCGCUGGGCCGGCGCAGCCGCUGCACCGUGUGCGGCGUGUUCCGCCGGCACGCGCUGGAGCGCGCCGCCAGGGAGAUGGGCGCCGACUGGAUCGCCACCGGCCACAACGCCGACGACGUGGCCGAGACGGUGCUGAUGAAUUUCCUGCGCGGCGACGUGGCGCGGCUGCGGCGCGCGGCCAACGAGGCCUGGGGGGCCACCAACGAGGCCACCGUGGCCACCAACGGCAACGAAGCCUGGGGGGCCACCCAGGGACCCACCGCGGCCACCGACGAGGCCUUGGGGGCCACCACAGACGCCAACGGGGCCACCGAUGUCAGUGGGGCUACCGAUGAGGCCACCACGGCCGCCAACAGGACCGUGGCCACCAGUGAGGUCUCAGGGGCCACCAACGAGGCCUUCACAGUCAGCGAGGCCGCUGUGGCCACCAACGCGGUCAACGCGGCCAAUGACAGCAACGAGGCCACCAAUGAGGUCGCCGUGGCUACCAAGGAGGCCACUGUGGCCACCAGGAGCUCCAGGGAGGUUCCUCCACCCUCGGUGGCCUCCAGUGGCCCAACGGAAGCCAACGAUGGCCAAAGGAAGCUCGUGGGAGAGCCAAGGGAUUGUCCCAGAAACCCAACGGAAUUCCAUGAAAACCCAACGGGAAUUUUGGGAAACUCAACAAGACCCAACCAAAACCCAACGAAACCCAACGGGAACUCAAUGAAAGUCAAUGAGACCCCAACGAAACCCAACGAGAACCCAACGGAACGCAACAAAACCUCAACAGAACCCAACGAGAACCCAACAAAACCCUCGGAAAACUCAACCAAACCAUUGGAAAACACAACAGAACCCAACAAGAACCCAACAAAACCCAACAAAAUGUCAAUGAAACCCAACGAGAGCCCAACAAAACUCAACGAAGACCCAAGGAAACCCAACGAGAACUCAACGAAACCCAACGAGAACCCAACCAAUCCCAACGCAAACCCAACCAAACCCAACAGGAACCCAAGGAAACCCAACAGGGACCCAACCAAACCCGCCAAGCCCUCGAGGAAGCCCAGCGCGGCGGCGCCGUGGCCGACGGUGCCGCGGCUGAAGCCGCUGCGGCACGCGUCGCAGAAGGAGAUCGUGCUCUACGCGCACUUCCUGGGGCUGCCCUACGCCAGCGCCGAGUGCCGGCACGCGCCGCUGGCCUUCCGCGGCCACCCGCGGGCGCUGCUCAAGGAGCUGGAGGCCGCGCGGCCGGCGGCCGUGGCCGCGCUGGCCCACUCGGGCCGGCGGCUGGCCCUGGGGGCGGCGCCGGGCGCGGGGGCGGCGCCGGGGGCCUGCGGGCGCUGCGGCGCCGUGGCCAGCGGGGAGCUGUGCAUGGCCUGCGUCCUGCUGGCCGCGCUCGACCGCGGCCGGCCCAAGCUGGCGCUGGGCAAGCGCGGCCUCAGGGUGGCUACCGAGGGCGGGAGGAUGAGGGUGGUGGCUACUGGGGGGGAGGUGAUCUAG
Vidua chalybeata is the source of this 3059-nucleotide messenger RNA. It is a transcript of the gene CTU1, whose product is annotated as cytosolic thiouridylase subunit 1. Bases 339 to 3059 code for a protein of 906 amino acids. Gene Ontology annotation, biological process: tRNA wobble position uridine thiolation. Gene Ontology annotation, cellular component: cytosolic tRNA wobble base thiouridylase complex; mitochondrion. Gene Ontology annotation, molecular function: tRNA binding. The record is from RefSeq and is a predicted model, not a curated record. NCBI's taxonomy places the organism in Eukaryota, Metazoa, Chordata, Aves, Passeriformes, Viduidae. The transcript has 5 exons.